Messenger RNA from Amphimedon queenslandica, 1403 nucleotides. Its product is annotated as peptidase M20 domain-containing protein 2-like. The coding region runs from base 140 to 1315 and encodes 391 amino acids. The record is from RefSeq and is a predicted model, not a curated record. The transcript has a single exon. Gene Ontology annotation, molecular function: dipeptidase activity. NCBI's taxonomy places the organism in Eukaryota, Metazoa, Porifera, Demospongiae, Haplosclerida, Niphatidae.
GGCUAUCUCUGGGCUAUUCUGCUGCAGCAAAAAUGGGUGGGGCUGAAGUGGUCUGCAAGUCUAGACCACACCCACUUAGUUCAAGAUGCCCAUCUUUUAUUAAAGACACAAAACAGUCUCUGUUCUUCACACUAACGUCAUGGAGUAUAAGUCAAUAGCAUCAGAAGUGAUUAGAAAGAACAAAGAAGAGCUGAAAGAACUGAGUCGUGAGAUAUGGAACAAUCCUGAGCUGAACUUCAAAGAAUACAAAUCCUCAUCAACCAUCAUGAACUACCUGGAGGAGAAAGGAUUCACUGUAACGAGGGGCUACUGCGGACUGGAGACCGCCUUUAAAGCAGAGUAUGGGAACAAGGAGAGAGGAGGUCCUAAUGUAUGUGUUAUAUGUGAAUAUGAUGCACUACCAGGUAUUGGACACGCCUGUGGUCAUAAUCUAAUAGCUGAGGCUGGAGUGGGGGCGGGGCUGGGGGUACAGGGAGCUAUAGCCGCUGGACUGAAGGGACAUGUGACAGUAAUGGGGACACCAGCAGAAGAGGGAGGGGGAGGGAAGGUGCUGAUGAUAGAGAGAGGCGGUUUCACUGGGGUUGAUCUAGCCAUGAUGGUCCACCCCGCCCCCUAUACCUCUAUACAUAAUGAGUAUUUAUGUAUCACUAGACUACUCGUCACUUUUAAAGGUAAGGCGGCUCAUGCAGCUGCCUUUCCUUGGGAGGGAGUGAAUGCUCUUGAUGGAGCAGUAGCUGCCUAUACUGCUGUAUCACUGGCCAGACAACAGUUUAAACCAACCUGGAGGGUUCAUGGUAUAUUCGCUGAGGGAGGAGUCAAACCAAAUAUAAUCCCUGAAAGAGCUGUUCUCGAUUACUACAUAAGAGCACCUACCAGGAGUGAACUGGCUGUUGUCAAGGAUAAAAUGAUAGCUUGUUUUAAAGGAGCAGCAGCUGGUACUGGCUGUGAGGUUAGUAUAGAGAAGAAGGACCAAGACUAUGAGAAUGUACUGACCAAUAAAGUCUUAGCUGAUCUAUUCACUGAUAAUAUACUAGCAUUAGGAGUUACUGAUAUACGACCAUCAGGACCAGCUGGUUCCACUGAUAUGGGUAACGUGACUCACGUGGUCCCUGGUAUUCAUCCUAAGUAUGCUAUAGGAGGAGGAGAGGUGAACCACUCACCAGGGUUCACUGCUGUUGCUAAUAGUGACUCCUCUCAUGAUACUACACUGAUCAUGAGUGAAGGAAUGGCCCAUACUUGUAUUGAUAUACUCACUAAUAAUGAACUGUUGGUGAGGGCUAAGGAGGAGUUUGAGAGAGACAAAGAUCUUAAAUAAUAAUAUCAGUAUUAGUACUGUUGGUAUUGGUGAUUUUGUAUUUGCAUUUUGGUAUUUUUCUUGUAUUAUAUUGAUUAGCAGCAAUGCA